CGCCCCUAACCGCCUCGCCUCGCGGAGUGACGCGUGCGCCGAGCAGCCAAUCAGAGCGCAGCGUGGUUUUCAAACGGGAGGCGGCGGCGGCGUGCGGGAAGCGGCGGGACCGGAGCGGGACCGGGACCGGGAUCGGGAUCGGGAUCAGGAUCAGGAUCAGGAUCAGGAUCAGGAUCAGGACCGGGGGCGACCCGGAGCGGGGCCAUGCGGGCCGCCAAGUCCCCCGCCGCGCAGCAGCGGCCCCGGCGCCCCCCCCUGCAGGAGCUGCGGCUGCAGCCGGGCGCGGAGCGCACCAGCCUCACCCCGCUGCUCCGCCGGCUGCGGCUGAAGGACCAUGACUGCGCCACCCCAGUGCCCGGCCCCCGCGGCCCCCGCAGCAGUGUCACCCCGCUGCCUUGUGCCCUAGGACCACCCAGAAGUGCUAUCCUGCCCCCCCCCCCGCAGCACCACCCUAUUGCCUGGCACCCCAGGGCCCUCCAGCAGCACCAUCCUGGAGGCCCCUGGGACUCCCACCCUGGGCACCAGUGUAUUGGAGCCCCCCAGGACUCCCACCCUGGUGCCCAGUGCCCCAGAGCCCCCCAAUAGCACCAGCCCAGAGCCCCCAGGCAGUUCCUCCCCAGGGGCCUGCACCCCAGAGCCCCACAGCAGCACUGUGCAAGCACCCCCGGACAGCCCUAUCCCAGGGCCCAGCAACCUGGAGCUCCCCAGCAGUCCCAUCCCAGAUCCCUGCAUCCCGGAGCCCCCCAGCAGUCCCAUCCCAGAGCUCCCCAGCAGCCCCAUCCCAGAUCCCUGCAUCCCGGAGCCCCCCAGCAGUCCCAUCCCAGAUCCCUGCAUCCUGGAGCCCCCCAGCAGUCCCACCCCAGUGUCCUGCAUUCCAGGCCAGCUCAGCAUCGUCAGCUCAGUGCCCUGCACCCCUACCUCUCCAGACAGCACCACAAUGGCACCCUGCACUCCUGGGCCCUCUGGCAGCACCAGCUCAGGCUCCUGCACCCCAGGGCCCCCUGGCACCAGCUCCACCCCACAAGAAGGUCCCUUCCAUGGGUGGCGAGCAGCACCUGCUGACUUCUCCUGCAGCCCCAUGGCCCCUGAACCCCCAUCUGGAGAUGAGGGUGCUGGUUCCCUGCCUUGCCAAGACACCCCUGAGGGAGCCAAGUCCCCAUCCCCUGCCCCCCAAGAGCAGGGACUCCCCACAUCCCCCUCCAUUGAGGCAGGUAGGUCGGAGCUGGUUGCAUUGGACGAACCAGCCACCCCUGUCCCCUCGCCCGAGGUGGCCUCGGGUGCUGUGUCCUGGGUGCUGCCAUUGGUGUGGCUGGAGAAGAGCCUCAACUCCUCAUCCUUGGUGGAGUCCCUGUGGCACAGCCUGCUCCUGCCACGGCAGGAUAUUGGCACCAGCAUCACCCCGGUGCCCACCACAACCGCUGGCACCAGCAGCACCCCGGUGCCCACCACAACCGCUGGCACCAGCGUCACCCCGGCGCCCACCGCACACACUGGCACCAGUGUCAGCCCUGUGCCCACUGCAACCGCCGGCACCAGCGUCACCCCAGCGCCCACUGCACACACCAGCACCAGUGUCAGCCCUGUGCCCACUGCAACCGCCGGCACCAGCGUCACCCCUGUGCCCACUGCACACACCGGCACCAGCGUCACGCCUGUGCCCACUGCAACUGCCGGCACCAGCGUCACGCCUGUGCCCACUGCAACCGCUGGCACCAGCGUCACGCCUGUGCCCACUGCAACCGCUGGCACCAGCGUCACCCCUGUGCCCACUGCAACCGCUGGCACCAGCGUCACCCCUGUGCCCACUGCAACCGCCGGCACCAGCGUCACCCCGGUGCCCACUGCAACCGCCGGCACCAGCGUCACCCCUGUGCCCACUGCACACACCGGCACCAGCGUCACGCCUGUGCCCACUGCAACUGCCGGCACCAGCGUCACGCCUGUGCCCACUGCAACCGCUGGCACCAGCGUCACGCCUGUGCCCACUGCAACCGCUGGCACCAGCGUCACCCCUGUGCCCACUGCAACCGCUGGCACCAGCGUCACCCCUGUGCCCACUGCAACCGCCGGCACCAGCGUCACCCCGGUGCCCACCACAGCCACUGGCACCUUCAUGACCCCCCGGGACCUGCAGGAGAGGAGCACCAACACAUCCAUGGGUCCCCCUCCCUGUGCCAAGGACAGCGCUGCCGAAACAGACUCCCUGCUCUGGCACUGUCCCCGGGAGCAGUUGAAGUCCCUGCCGCGGGCAGAGCUGGAGGGGCGUCUGGAGAGCACCCUCAUCAUCAUCGAAGCACUGUCACUCCAGCUGCGUGGCUGGCAGGAGAACCAGCGGCUCCUGCCUGGCGUGGGGCCGGCCGAGCAGAGGGAUGCGCUCACGCAGACCGAUGUCAUCCACCCCAAAGGGGAGGAGAUCUACCGCAACCUCUACCUCGAGCUGCGGAGGAGGAUGGAUGCUCUGCAGCGGCAGCGGGGAGCGGAGCAGGACCUGCAGCAGGAGCUGAAGAUGGCAGUUGAGGGCAUGGGUACCUGGAGCAGGCAGCGCCUCCCGUUCCACAGCCUUGCGGAUGCCUGUUUCCAGAGCCUGCAGGAUGAGCAGAGAGCGCUCGCCCAGGAGCGGGAGCAGGCGAGGGCCCUGGUGUCCCGGUGCCAGGCCCUGCUGGAAAGGGUUCCCGGCAAGCUGCAGCGCUGCCUGGAGGAGCGCGAUGCCAUGAGGCAGCGAGCGGAUGAAGCCCUCCAAGCCAAGGAGGAGGCAUCUCAUCAGCUGGAGGAGACCUCAGUGGCCCUGCAGGACACGGUGGCUAAGCUGGAGCAGUUGACAGUGGCCAACUUGCGCCUCAGCACAGACCACAGCUCCCUGAUGACCAGUCUGGCCAACGUGGAGCAGGAGCGGGAUGCGCGGCAGCAGGAGCGGGAUGCGCUGCAGCAGGAGAAUGAGAAGCAGCGGGAGGAGAUAGCCUGGCUGGCGCGGGAGCAGGGAGCGCUGCAGCAGGAACGCAACGGGCUGUGCCAGGAGCUGCGGGAGGCAGCGGAGUGCCGGGAGUUCCUGGAGCAGGAGAACCGCAUGUGCCGCACGCAGCUGCUGGAGGUGGAGGCCAAGCUGAGGUCCACGCUGGACACGCUGCAGGAGCACAACCUGCAGCACGAGGAGCUGAUGGAAUCCCACCAGCGCCUGUGGGAAGAGCGCGCUGCCCUCAGCAAGGAGCUGGAGAGCACCAAGGCCGAGCUCCUCGACUUGCAGCUUAAGAGGAACAAAGUCUCCUGGUGCUCCAAAGACAUCGUGGAGAGCAAGAUGCGGCUGCAGGAGCUCGCUGAGUGCCUCAGGGCUGCUCUGCAGGAGGAGGAUGAUGAUGAUGAUGCUGCCCCAUCGAAAAGCAAAGCCUGGACCCCGGUCCCACGGACGCCGGGCUGGCAGACCCCGUACCGUGUCCGGACCCCUGCCUGCCGCACGCCGGCGUUCCGGACCCCUCACUGCACCGCUGGGAGCUCCUUCGUGGGCAGCAUCCUGAAAGCAGUGUCCGGGGAAGGUGCUGAUGAAGCCAUUGGAGGUGGGAGUGCAUUUACCAAGGACAAACCUGCCUCUACACCAAGGGCAAUAGAGCCUGAGGAUGGUUUGCUGGAGAGCGUGAAGCAGCUGAGGGCCGUGGUGUCCGACCUCGCCAUGCUGAGCUGCCGCAUCCAGGAAUUGGAGCAGAGCGAGUUCAAGGCGCUGCAGACAGAGAUCUCCAACCUGCAGCUCCAUUUGGAGACGGUGACAACGGAAAGCCAGGAGAAGAUUGAUGCCCAGGCUGCCACCAUCAUCAAGCUGAACAAGGCACUGAGGGGCAAGCUGGAGAAUGAGAAGGAGCUGCAGGACGUGGUGAAACGACAGGAAGAGAAGAUGCUGCAACUCAUCGACAAGAGUGGGGAAGUCACGAGUCUGAAGGAAGAGGUCUUCCAGCUGAAGCGCUUGCUGCAGCGCGCAGAGACGGAGGCCAAGGUGCUGUGGGAGGAGAUGAGGGGACAGAGACCCAAGGAGGACACUGUGUAUGUGCAGGAGCGAGUCCUGCAGCGGCAGGAGAUGGGCAAACUGCGGCUGCUGCUCCUGGAGAAGGUGGAUGAGAACCAGCGGCUCUCAGAUAAGGUCCAAGGGCUGGAGCUGCAGCUCCAUCGCAGCCAGAAAGCACUGAGGACCCAUGAGGAGAUGCAGGAGAAGAUGAAGGAGGUCCUGGUGGCUGUCCCUGACGUGGCCCUGGCGUGCCAGGAGCAUCACAGCCUGCUGCGGUACUGGGGCUUGAAGCCAGAGAGUGUCAGCAAAGACGCUGCGGAGCCGCUAUAGCCCGUAGGGUGAAACCUUCCCCUUGUUAAUGCUGUAAUUAUUUAUUGAAUAAAGUUUUGUUGGUGUUCA
This is a messenger RNA of Strigops habroptila (Kakapo), 4387 nucleotides long. It is a transcript of the gene SPAG5, whose product is annotated as sperm associated antigen 5. The coding region runs from base 938 to 4318 and encodes 1126 amino acids. NCBI's taxonomy places the organism in Eukaryota, Metazoa, Chordata, Aves, Psittaciformes, Psittacidae. The transcript has 21 exons. Gene Ontology annotation, biological process: cell division; regulation of attachment of spindle microtubules to kinetochore. The record is from RefSeq and is a predicted model, not a curated record.